AUGUCUAAAAUGCAAGAGAUUAAGAGAAUUGUAAGGAACAAAUUCACGAAAGAAGAAGAUGAUAAGCUUAAAUCAUUAGUUAAUUCGAUGCAACGAGAUAGAAAAGCAAUUGAUUGGCACAUUAUUGCAAAAUUAAUGGUAACAAAAAACCCAAGGCAAUGCAAAGAUAGAUGGUUUUACUAUUUGGAUUCGAAUGUUAAUCUAGGUCCUUUUACUCCUGAAGAAAAUUACAAAAUUCUAUGGUCUGUUCAUCAAUAUGGCAAGAAAUGGACUGCAAUCUCACAAUUAUUCCCGCAUAGAACUGAUGUUUCCAUUAAAGCACAAUAUAAGAAGCUACUAAGAAGGAAUGCUACAUUUGAAAACGUGUUUCAAUUGAACACAUCUCAGAUUAUUAAAGCAGAGAAGUCCGAAGAUCGAGAAAAGUCGCAAAUUAUACAAGCUGAAAUUGAUAGUUCCUUUUUCGAACUAGAUGAAAUGGAAUCCCAAUUUGAUUAA
Molecule: messenger RNA, 495 nt
Organism: Trichomonas vaginalis G3
Lineage: Eukaryota; Parabasalia; Trichomonadida; Trichomonadidae
Product: RNA polymerase II transcription regulator recruiting protein
Exons: 1
Coding region: 1-495 (164 amino acids)
Source: RefSeq, a predicted model, not a curated record